AUGAAGAAAUUAACACUAUUACUGACGACGGUCCUGUUUUUACAGGCUCAAGGAUACGUCAUACAGGUGCCUACGGAAACGACAAAUACAAGGACUAGUCCGGUAGGAUGGGUUCAUAUUCAAAAACUAUUACUACCAUUAUUCGAAAAUGUUUGCGAAGAAAGCACCGAUCCUAUCGUUAUACGCCUAAAUGAAGAAUUUAAAUUAGAUCCUUCAUAUGGAUUUUAUUUGAAACCUGAUGUUAUUGAAAAUUUUCAAAAUCUUAAAGCGACCAAAGGAAUGUUAGCAAAGGGAGAAAUAUUUACUGAAUAUGAUUCAGAUCACUUGAAUGAACUUAAAGUUAUUUACGAUGUGUUAUACUAUGCUAAAGACUUCGAUACUUUUUACAAAGCUGCAAGCUGGGCUCGACAAAAUGUUAAUUGUGGUUUAUUUGUCGAUGCUAUAUACUUGGCGAUAUUAAGCAGACGUGAUACAGAAAAAAUUACAAUACCAGCUCCGUAUGAGAUAUUGCCAAAUUAUUUUAUAAGAAAAGAUUAUAUUAUUGAAGCAUCGUCAUUAAUCAGAGGAGAAACAUUUACCCUACCUGAAUGGGUUCGGAAUGAAGGGAACGCAUAUAUAUUGGACGUUAACUACACAACAAAUUACUAUGACGACACUGACGAUAAAUUAGCCUAUUUCCAUGAAGAUAUAGGUUUGAAUUCCUAUUAUUACUUAAAUAGAUUGAAAAAGUUACCGUGGAUUACUAAUUUGCGGAAUUUACAAUGCAAUAAUUGCGGGGAACAAAUUUAUCAUUCAAUGAAGCAAAUGAUGUCUAGGUAUAAUUUAGAAAGAUAUUCGAACGGCUUAUUUGAACUUGAAGGAAUUGAUUGGGAUUAUAUAAACGAGUACUCUUAUGAUCCUAUGCUCAUAUAUUCCAAUGGUAAUGAGUUUAGUCAAAGAAGAAGAAACAAUGAUAAUAGCGAAAUUCUUAUGAUGCUAAAAAAUAUUGAAAACGGUCUCCCAACAGUCGUUGCUCACAUGAGGGAUGGUGGAUAUAAUAAAUCUGAAAUAAUUAACCAUUUAAUGGAGAUCCUUGUGACAGGUGAAAAAAGCUAUGAAAGCUUAGCUUUACAAUUCCUAGGCGUCGACAAAAUAAUUACAAGUGUACCCUCUACGUUGGAACAUUACAUGACUACUAUUAGAGAUCCCAUAUUUUGGAAAUUGAAUAAAAAGAUAGUUGAUUUAGUAGACAAGGCCUUGCAAGUAUUGCCUAGUUAUACUAGAAGCCAACUUUAUUUCCCCGGAGUCGUAGUACAAAAUGUAGAAGUAAAGAAAAUUAUGACAUCAUUCGACAAUUUCGAAUUUGACGUAACUAGUGCCUUAAAAAGUGAAGGUGAAGACGUUAAAUUUCAAGUAAAGAUCAAUCAACCGAGAUUAAAUCACAAGCCGUUUACUUUCAAAAUCACUAUAUCAUCCCAAGUAGCACAGAAGUCUUUAAUAAAAUUAUAUUUAGGACCUAAGGUAAUGCCUGGUGAGCUCGUCGAGAAAAAGAACAUGUUUAUGUUAUUAGAUUGCUUCGAAUUCAAUCUCAAGAUUGGAAGUAACGUGGUAACGAGAUCUUCAAAUGAUAUGAUGAAUUUGUCUGACGACCUUACUUCCCUGGAAACAUUGCACAAAAAAGUUUUAGAUGCUGAAUUUGGACUAGAUACUUUGCUUCUUAAGUCUGUAUGGUCACAAUUAGGAUUCCCCUCUCGCUUAAUCCUUCCGAAGGGUACCCCUGAAGGUUUACCAAUACAUUUAUUUGUGUUUGUAGCGCCAUACGUAAAGGCAACUGUAGGUGGACCUAGAAAUACUUUAGAUCUAAAUUUGGACGCGAUUCUAUCGCCUGGCUAUCCUCUGGAUUUAAGUGUCGAAAUCCAGCAACUAUUUAACCUGCCAAAUGCUUUGGUCAAAGACAUAGUCAUAACACAUAAAACUGAAGGUGCGUAUAAUAAAGCAAGCAACGCUUACAAUACCCCUACUAACGAUAACAUAUGGCAAUCUAGCGAUGUAGAAUAUAUUCGUCCAAAUGGACCACUAUCUUUGUCGACCCGACCUGCAUUUACUAAAAAAACAUUCGACUAUAAAUCAAAAAAGAAUCAAUAUGGUAAAAAAAAUGAUUAUGCUUCAAAGAAAGAUGAAAUUAAGCAGGAUACGAAAACAAAAGAAUUUACAAACGAAGUUGAAGCAUCAACAAAAUUAAGUGAUGAAAAAAUACCUGAUAAUAUGGAAGUAAUUAAUAAUAUUUACAUCACUCCAGAAUUGGAACAUGAUAAAUCAGCUGAAAAUAUUAUGGAUAAAAAUAACAUGUAUUAUAAAAUCUCACCAGAUUACAUUUAUGAUAACAGUGAUGUUUAUUUUACUCCGUCUGAUCUAAUAGAUACUAGCAAUUAUAAUAAAGUUGUAGAAAAAGAUUAUAAAAUAAAACCUCAUAGAUUACUUAAAGCACCGAAAAAAAAGUUUUCCAAUAUAUUUAAUAUUGUAUUUAAGCCUAUCAAACCCGAUGAGGAUGUAUAUGAAUAA
This is a messenger RNA of Nymphalis io (European peacock), 2541 nucleotides long. Its product is annotated as larval serum protein 1 beta chain-like. The record is from RefSeq and is a predicted model, not a curated record. The transcript is spliced from 5 exons. Lineage: Eukaryota; Metazoa; Arthropoda; Insecta; Lepidoptera; Nymphalidae. Bases 1 to 2541 code for a protein of 846 amino acids.